UAUGUUUGACAAAUUUGAUAUAACUCCGCAUUGUCUGGUCACAGUUUCAGCGUUCCACUAACGCAAAAAAUAGGUAAGCAUUAAAAUAUAAAGAAAACAGCAUAAAAGGACGAAGGAGACACUUAGAAAAGUGAAACAUUGUUUAGUUGUAAACUUGGUUCUGUUGUUUUGUGUCAUGUUGUGACUUGUGAGUUCUCUUCACAAUCCAACUACGAACCUAACAAACAAUAGAUCUAUCUAUCUAAAAAUUUACAAAAACGGUAAACAGUUUAGUACUAUAACCAAAAUGAAAUCAAACAACAAUGUUGUUUCUUCUUAUCUCAUUCUUUUUCUUGCCACAUUCUUUUUCACAUCUGUUACCUCUGAAGACCCAUAUAAGUUCUUCACAUGGAAAGUCACCUAUGGUGACAUUUACCCUCUUGGUGUUAAACAACAGGGGAUCUUGAUUAAUGGACAGUUUCCAGGUCCUCAAAUAGAUACUGUUACCAAUGAGAACUUGAUUAUCAGUGUCUUUAACUAUCUUUCAGAACCAUUCCUCAUUUCUUGGAAUGGCAUACAGCACAGGAGGAAUUCAUGGCAGGAUGGUGUCUCUGGCACAACCUGUCCGAUCCCACCUGGGAGGAACUUCACUUACACACUCCAGGCGAAAGACCAGAUUGGUAGCUAUUUCUACUUCCCAUCACUUGGAAUGCAUAAAGCUGCUGGUGCAUUUGGUGCAAUCAGAAUUUGGAGCCGCCCUGGCAUUCCUGUCCCUUUUCCUUCUCCUUCAGGAGACAUUACCAUACUUGCUGGUGAUUGGUUCAAGCUAGGCCACCGCAGAUUGAGACGAGUCGUCGAGAGUGGUCACAAUCUCCCCUUCCCUGACGGCCUUCUUAUCAAUGGUCGUGGUUGGAAUGGAAACACAUUCACUGUCGAUCAAGGUAGGACAUAUAGAUUCAGGAUAUCAAAUGUGGGGCUGGCAACAUCCCUCAACUUCAGAAUCCAAGGGCACAGAUUGAAACUUGUGGAAGUAGAAGGAUCUCAUACCCUCCAAAACACUUACUCUUCACUCGACAUCCAUCUAGGACAGUCCUAUUCUGUUCUGGUCACAGCUGAUCAGCCUGUCAAGGAUUACUAUGUAGUUGUCUCUACGCGAUUCACCAGACGAGUACUCACAACAACUUCCAUUCUUCAUUACAGCAAUUCACGUAUCGGAGUAUCUGGCCCUGCUCCUCCCGGGCCUACUCUUGAUAUUGCCUCAUCUGUCUUUCAAGCCAGAACUAUCCGGUGGAACCUGACAGCAAGCGGACCAAGACCAAACCCUCAAGGAUCUUACCACUAUGGAUUGAUCAAGCCAAGUCGAACCAUCAUGCUUGCAAACUCUGCUCCUUAUAUCAAUGGCAAGCAGAGGUAUGCGGUCAACAGUGUAUCGUAUAUUGCACCAGACACUCCAUUGAAACUUGCUGACUACUUCAACAUUCCCGGAGUUUUCUAUGUUGGAAGCAUUCCUACCUCGCCUACCGGAGGCAAUAAUGGCUACCUCCAAACUGCUGUCAUGGGUGCUAAUUUCCAUGAAAAUGUGGAGAUUGUGUUCCAAAAUUGGGAGAAUUCUGUGCAGUCAUGGCACAUUGACGGCUAUUCCUUCUUUGUUGUAGGGUUUGGUAGCGGGCAAUGGACACCUGAUAGUAGAGGACGCUACAAUCUGAGAGACACUGUUGCUAGAUGCACUACUCAGGUUUACCCAAGGUCAUGGACAGCAGUAUACAUUGCACUUGACAAUGUUGGAAUGUGGAAUAUAAGGUCUGAGAAUUGGGAAAGACAGUACUUAGGACAACAAUUCUAUCUUAGAGUAUACACGCCUUCAAAAUCAUUGAGAGAUGAAUAUCCAGUUCCAAAGAAUGCUCUUCUAUGUGGCAGAGCAAGUGGUCGUGUCACAAGGCCUUUCUAGUUUAAUUAGGAUAGUAUAGUAUAUUUAUAACAUGAUGUCACGAGAGGGUGGCAUAAUGUUUAUAUCUAUGUCUAUCAAUGAUAUGAUGAGGACUUAUUCUAAAUUGGCGGGAAAUUUAGUCUCAAAGCUCUCCUUGAGCUUCCACUGUUAGUCUCAUUUUUUUUGGAAACAGAUGAAUGAUGAAGUAUUAAUAAGGUUAGUUUAUUCUGUAAUCUUUGUAACAACAUAAAGUUUUCUCAAUAGGUAUUUUGCCAAGCUUUUACUUUUCAA
Lathyrus oleraceus (garden pea) is the source of this 2197-nucleotide messenger RNA. Its product is annotated as L-ascorbate oxidase homolog. The record is from RefSeq and is a predicted model, not a curated record. Gene Ontology annotation, molecular function: oxidoreductase activity; copper ion binding. NCBI's taxonomy places the organism in Eukaryota, Viridiplantae, Streptophyta, Magnoliopsida, Fabales, Fabaceae. The coding region runs from base 287 to 1927 and encodes 546 amino acids. The transcript is spliced from 8 exons.